AUGGACCCAGAAUCGGUAGAAGAUAUUCUAAAGGACUCGCUUACAGUCUUUGAUGAAGAUGAAAGUAGUAAUCUUGGUAUCAGUCGGAUCACAUACGGCCCGCUCGAGAUCACAGUUGCACCUAAGGCGAACACCCUUAUGGCUGACCAAGUAUUUUCACCUUCCAUUUUGCUCGCGGAGCGUAUGGAAUUAGGACUCAUUCCCGUUCAUCAAUGCUCUGUCAUUGAACUUGGUGCUGGGACAGCCCUUCCAUCGCUAAUCGCCUCAAUCCUGCCUGUGGCCCACGUCCCCACGCUCGUAGUUGUGACGGAUUAUCCGGACCCUACAAUACUCGACAAUCUCAUGAAUAAUGUGGUCAGGAACCAGCCUCACGUCACCGCAGGAUGUGAGGUACAAUGGACAGGGUACGAGUGGGGAAAGGAUCAACGGUCUCUCCCAGGGCUUUCUCCGACAGUCUCUCCUGGAUACGACGUUGUCAUACUUUCCGAUCUACUCCACUUCGACCGCUCGCAUCCGGAGCUCCUCUCCUCUCUGUGCGCUCUACUGGCUCGUCGUUCCGAAUCACGUACCUAUGUCGCCGCUGGAGUAUAUACGCGCUCUGAACACUGCGAUAGCUUUUUACGGAAUGCAGAGGCCCUGGGAAUUUUCUGGUGCUCCAGCUACGAGGACGAGUCGCCGGAAGAUAAAACGGACGGCUGGGCCGGAAAGAUGGAGAUCACGGGUCUUCAUCCUGAACAAUUACAAGCCCGGAAGAGAAUGUGUCGGUGGUGGGUAGGAAGGUGGUCUGAGAGAUCUCUGAUGGAAUAA
Messenger RNA from Stereum hirsutum FP-91666 SS1, 807 nucleotides. RefSeq lists its product as uncharacterized. Bases 1 to 807 code for a protein of 268 amino acids. The transcript has 4 exons. Lineage: Eukaryota; Fungi; Basidiomycota; Agaricomycetes; Russulales; Stereaceae. The record is from RefSeq and is a predicted model, not a curated record.